Molecule: messenger RNA, 1702 nt
Organism: Monopterus albus (swamp eel)
Lineage: Eukaryota; Metazoa; Chordata; Actinopteri; Synbranchiformes; Synbranchidae
Product: apelin receptor B-like
Exons: 1
Coding region: 69-1136 (355 amino acids)
Biological process (GO): immune response; positive regulation of cytosolic calcium ion concentration; neutrophil chemotaxis
Cellular component (GO): external side of plasma membrane; membrane
Molecular function (GO): C-C chemokine receptor activity; C-C chemokine binding
Source: RefSeq, a predicted model, not a curated record
ACUGUGGACCUAUUUACACCAAACAGACAUUUUCUUCCUUAUUAAAGAAGAGAGGAGAGAUAAUAGAGAUGGAACCUACUGCUGAUCCUUAUGAGUACUACGACUACGAUGAGACGGAAAACUCCACCAUGUGUGACUACUCCGAGUGGACGCCGUCAUACUCCGUCAUCCCAGUGCUCUACAUGCUCAUUUUCAUCCUUGGCCUUUCUGGAAAUGGAGUGGUCAUCUUCACCGUGUGGAGAGCCCAGGGCAAGCGGAGAGCUGCUGAUGUGUACAUUGGCAACCUGGCCCUAGCUGACCUCACCUUUGUGGUCACUCUACCUCUGUGGGCUGUUUACACAGGCAUGGGCUACCACUGGCCCUUUGGAGUGGCCCUGUGUAAGAUGAGCAGCUACAUUGUCCUGCUCAACAUGUAUGCCAGUGUCUUCUGCCUCACCUGCAUGAGCUUUGACCGCUAUCUUGCCAUCGUCCACUCCUUGUCCAGCACCCAGCUGCGCACCCGUGGCCACAUGCAAGGGUCCCUGAUAGCUAUCUGGUUGUUGUCUGGUCUCCUGGCUGCCCCGACCUUGGUCUUCCGCACCACUAAAUAUGAUUCAACCAACAACCGCACAUCCUGCGCCAUGGACUUUAGCCUAGUGUCAAGCAAAGAGGAAGAGAACCUGUGGGUUGCUGGUCUCAGCCUCUCCUCUUCAGCUCUGGGCUUUCUUCUGCCUUUCUUGGCAAUGAUGGUGUGCUAUGGCUUCAUCGGCUGCACUGUCACCAGACACUUUAACACUCUGCGCAAAGAGGACCAGCGUAAGAGGAGACUGCUGAAGAUCAUCACCACGCUGGUGGUGGUGUUCGCUGCCUGCUGGACGCCUUUCCAUGUUGUGAAGACUGCUGACGCCCUCUCCUACCUAGAGCUGUUCCCUGACACCUGUGCCUUCCUGCGCUUCCUGCUGCUGGCUCACCCCUAUGCUACCUGCCUGGCCUACAUCAACAGCUGCCUCAACCCCUUUCUUUAUGCUUUCUUUGACCUGCGCUUCAGAUCUCAGUGUCUGUGCCUGCUUAACCUGAAGAAGUCCUUGCAUGCCAGUCCUGCCAGCUCACUGUCCUCUCAGAAGACAGAGGCUCAGUCUCUGGCCACAAAGGUGUGACGACAGCUGAGGGCCCAGAGGCAUGCUGGGGAAGAGGUGGCCAGUGCAAAACAAUGCAGGUAAAUCGAAACUUUACAGCACUGGGUGCUUCCUCACAGAUUGUCGUCAGUUUCACGGUGUCACUUUUGCUCCUCUCUGACUCCGUGGACUUCUGUACGCACCAGUUGGGCAUGUGGUUUUGGGUUCAACCCCAGUCUCACUGUCAGUAGCAUGAAGGAAAAACUGAACUACUUAAUACAAGGGAUCAAGCAUAAACCCGAACCUUUUGUUGAAAAAGUGGAAUGUAUUUUGAAAGGACAACAUGUCCAUGUGUUUCUCUUGGUUGUCCUGUGGACCUCAUGAAAAGUAUUGAGCUUUGAACUCUGAUAUCCUUUUCUCAAGUCCAUUUGAAGUGUAGUACUCAUGCAUUUGCCCCUACUCUUCUUGUUUUCAUUUGUAAGCACUUGAGGUGUGAUAUCCAGAGGGCUCCUCAACUCUCUAACUCAAUCUGUAGUAUCUGCACCACAGCUGGAAGUGUUACAUUUGUUUGUGUGUGUGUGUGUGUGUGUGUGUGUGUGUGUGUGUGU